GUUUGCUAAAACAGCCUCAGUUGCCUUCAAAUCACCGCGCCAGUCGCUCGUGCCUCCCAUUGGAGCGACUCGAAAAUCGCGAGUGAUUUAAAUAAAAAUCCAAAAAAGGAUUCGUAUUUUUGAAAAUAUUCCUUUUUUAAGUGAUUUUUUUAAAUAUUUUUCGUCGUUCGCAUCAAUAACAGCGAAGGCAUAACGGAUCAGUAAUUCAACCAUACAAUGCAGCGGAGCCUUUCAUGACAAACGACUAGAAGUUUUCUGUGCAAGUAGUACCUAAAACCAAUAGAAGAUGGCGCUUUUCAACAAUUCUUUCUCAAGAACUUACCAUCACUUAUUUGUCGAAUUAGCUGAUCCCAGAACAAACGACUGGUUUCUGAUAAAAGAUCCGUUGCCUGGUCUCACUAUCAUCGGCCUGUACCUAUACUUCUCGUUGAAAUGGGGGCCGAGGUACAUGGCAGACAAGAAACCCUUCCAAUUACAAAAGACUUUAGUCAUUUAUAAUUUUAUACAAGUCGUCGUUAGCGUAUGGUUGUUCCAUGAGGGCCUCGACGCGGGCUGGUUGAGGACUUAUAGUUGGAAAUGUCAACCGGUUGACUUCUCAAGAUCGCCGGAGGGUAUGAGAGUUGCGAGAGGUGUCUACAUAUACUUCCUGGCGAAAAUGUCUGAACUACUCGACACGAUUUUCUUCGUUAUCAGGAAAAAGGAUAGACAGAUCACUUUCCUCCAUAUGUACCACCAUACUGUGAUGCCUAUGAUAUCCUGGGGAGCCACCAAGUACUACCCAGGAGGUCACGGCACCCUCAUCGGAGUCAUAAACUCCUUCGUUCACAUUAUUAUGUACACCUACUACAUGUUCUCAGCCAUGGGACCCCAGUUCCAAAGAUACCUGUUCUGGAAGAAAUACAUCACUACACUGCAAAUGCUCCAGUUCUGCAUCGCCUUCCUCCACUCCGCGCAGCUUCUCUUCUACGACUGCGGCUACCCUCGCUGGUCCGUCGUCUUCACUCUACCUAACUCCAUCUUCUUCUACUACCUCUUCUACGAUUUCUACUACAAGGCAUAUGGCAAACCUACCAAGAAAGGAGAUGAGAAGAAAACAGAUGCUAAAGAAAUUAAGAGCAACGGCCAUGCGAAUGGCAAACUCGCUGCUAAUGGAACUGCCAAUGGAACCGCUAAUGGCAAAAAGAUUGCCAAUGGCAAGAAGGUUGAAUAAACAAUUUCAACAUUUGACAUGUAAAUAUUUUAUUGUUUAAUACCAAUACCAAUUUUAGUUGUAGCUAAUUUUGAAUAUUGAUUAAUUUUAGAAGAUAUCUAAGUAACGAAUGAUGAACAAAUUCUUGAUCAAAUUCAAUAUCUUUGACCGUUACUGGAUUAGAAAGUACUUGUUCAACAUCUAACAUCGUUUUGAUGUUAUCAAAUGCUGUGUAUAGUACUUCUAAUUUGUUGGAUUUAAAUUGUUUUAUAAUUAUAUUACGUCUUCAGUUAUGGAUAAGAAUGUUAUGGUGUAUAUAAUAUAGAUUGUUACGAUCAUGUAUUUAAGACAUUAUUGUUUAAAUUAAGAUGAAUAUAUUGCCAUGAAUCAAAGUGUGUACUUUGAUGCAUCUGCAGUUAAUUUUUCGAUCAAAUCUUUAUGUUAUGUGGAUGCAGUGAUUUAUUAAAGCAACUAGUUUAUGCAGAUCUAAUUAUGAAUACGUUAUUUUCUUUUAUUCAGUGAAUAAUUUUGGUCUUAUUUUCAUACUUUUUUAUUGUCAAUACAACUGUAAGAAAACGUGAUAAAAUUAAAUUGUCUUCCAAUUAUUUAGAGUAUUUCUUCCAGUUGGCAUAAAUACUGUUAGAUGAAUUUAUUUCUAGCUGAAUUUAAAUCGGGGUCAAGGACCCUCGGGAUAUUAUUAUGGCAAAUAUUUUUAAAGAAAUUGCCAAAAAUGCUAGCCCCAAUUUUAUAUUUUGUAAAAAGUUCAUGCAAACCCUUAAGCUUCAUGUUGCUGCAUACAUAAAAAUAUUCUGCUAUUUAUUUUCCACUAAUGAUUGUUCUUUUCUGAGUUUCUUUAAAAUGGUUUUAAGAUAGCUCUCAAAAAUAAAUCACGUGUAAGUAGGUACAUACUCUAACCACCUAGAUAUUUUUCUACGAAUUUAAUAGUAAGGUUACUUAUCAGAUUGUACUGGUUUUCUACAAUUAUCAGACGUAUUAUAGGAAUUUAGAUUUCUAUAAGCUCAAUACCAAAAUGUGACUCGAUGAUAGCAUAAUUAACUAUAACAAAAAUAAUACAGAUACAGUGCUUGACCAAGAUUUUAAAACUUAACAUCAAAGGAGAAAAAUUGCGUGACUGAGAUGAAAGUUUCUGCGUCCCGCCCACUAGAUGGCGUUGGUUACAAGAUUUUGUGACACUAGCGCUCUCUGGUCACAUACAGUCCCUUAUUGAGUGCUGAUUACGUAUUUUAUGUUUAUUUUGUUAUAGUUAAGUAUGUUUACCUUUAACCAAAAUAAGCAAUUGUUCAAGCAUCUUUCAUAUACUGUAGUUGCACAUUUAUAGAUUAAAGAAUUGUACAUUUGCGUAAUCGGGUUUAUAAUGUUUAACAAUAUAUGUGACUACGAUA
Molecule: messenger RNA, 2592 nt
Organism: Spodoptera frugiperda (fall armyworm)
Lineage: Eukaryota; Metazoa; Arthropoda; Insecta; Lepidoptera; Noctuidae
Gene: sit
Product: elongation of very long chain fatty acids protein AAEL008004
Exons: 6
Coding region: 287-1210 (307 amino acids)
Biological process (GO): very long-chain fatty acid biosynthetic process; fatty acid elongation, monounsaturated fatty acid; fatty acid elongation, saturated fatty acid
Cellular component (GO): endoplasmic reticulum membrane
Molecular function (GO): fatty acid elongase activity
Source: RefSeq, a predicted model, not a curated record